AGGCAUAAUGCAAAGCCCAUCCCGUUCCAACGUACUUCAGACUUGACCGCACUUUCCAAAAUGCUCUGACCAGAUUCCUGCCAUACCUGAAAGGACAAUUCGAUCCCUUCGACACUACCAAGGCUAUGUGAAGAAGCACCAGGAUCUGACACUUCUCUCUUCGCUUUCUCACCUCUGAUCGGACGUUCGAAGGGGCUCUGUUGUGAUCUACUACAAACCUUUCCGUACCACAAAUACACCUUCCACACCAUGUCAGACUUCGAUCUCGACCCCCUCGCAGAAUUGAACCGUCUCGCCGACGCUGCCUUGUCCACAGACGCUCAAGCAGCCUCCACAUACCCAUCUCCCGACACUAUCGCCCGCUGGCAACGUCUUUUCCACUACGACCGUAAGCAAGCACUCCAGCUCAUCACCGCCCAACGCCUCGACCUAUCCCGCACCCGCAUCUCCGACACUCACUGGGAGCUCGUACGCCCCUCCCGCGAAGCAGCUGGUCAUGAUCGCGAGAGCUACGAGCAUGCGCUGGGCCUUGGGAAGGUGUUGAAGGAGCAGUCGGCGACCAUCACGAUUACUACUGCGGACGGGAGGCAGGAGCAGGCGUUCGUAUUUCGAUUGGGGGGAUUGCUGGAGAACGCGGAGAAGGUUAGGGAGGUGGCGGGGCUAGAAAAGCUCCCGAAGGUUGUCAAUGGGCAAGGGGAGAUGGGACCGGCGCAGUUUUGUGUGGUGGACUUAAAGGCAAAGGGAAAGGUUGAGGAUUGGUUGGCCAUGUCCCAGGUGGCGCAGUCCGAAAAGGGUUCUUGAAGGGUGGCAUGAUUCUAGUGCCGAUUAUUGUGGAGUUUGGUCAUGAAUGAGAAUUAGUUCUUCUUGAUGAAUAAGGGAUGUGGAUGGUGAAGGAAAUCGGAUCACUGCAAGAAUAAUGCAGCAUCCUACUCUUCCAGGUUAGAGUACUACUGGAGAUAUUGACCCAAUAAUAACCAACAAUCCCUUACCCAGGCACGUGGGGUAUGGAAAUGGUGGCACAAUAAUUCUAGAACAAGCUGUCUCGUGUGUACACCUGUCUACCACUGCUUG
Mytilinidion resinicola is the source of this 1071-nucleotide messenger RNA. RefSeq lists its product as uncharacterized. The record is from RefSeq and is a predicted model, not a curated record. Lineage: Eukaryota; Fungi; Ascomycota; Dothideomycetes; Mytilinidiales; Mytilinidiaceae. The transcript has a single exon. The coding region runs from base 250 to 801 and encodes 183 amino acids.